This is a messenger RNA of Marasmius oreades (fairy-ring Marasmius), 813 nucleotides long. RefSeq lists its product as uncharacterized. The coding region runs from base 1 to 813 and encodes 270 amino acids. The record is from RefSeq and is a predicted model, not a curated record. Gene Ontology annotation, cellular component: cytoplasm; mitochondrion. Lineage: Eukaryota; Fungi; Basidiomycota; Agaricomycetes; Agaricales; Marasmiaceae. The transcript is spliced from 7 exons.
AUGGAACGUAUUGCGCCGCUAAGGCUUGCGGAAAAAUGGGAUAAUGUAGGAAUCCUUCUCGAAUCUCCCGUAUCGAAACCCAAUAGAAGGAGAGUUCUCUUGACGAUAGAUCUCACGCCAGCAGUCCUCGAAGAAUCUCUAACUGAAAAAAUCUCCGUCAUCGUAUCCUACCAUCCGCCAAUCUUCAAACCCUUACAAUCAUUCACACUCGCGAAUCCCCUCCAGUCAUCUCUUCUGAGAUGUGCUGCGGAGGGUAUCUCGGUAUAUAGCCCCCAUACGAGUGUAGAUUCCGUAUGGGGAGGUGUGAACGACUGGUUAGCUGAUGGUGUUUUGGGUGGAAACGGCACUCGGUCGCGUGGAACUGUACGAGCGUUGGGUGCGGAAAAACUGUCGGCUGCGUUUGGAGAAAGCGAAGGCGCAGAGGGAAGACUUGUAGUGUUCGAUGAACCGAUUGCCUUUCAGAAGUUGCAAGAUAGGAUUAAGGAGCAUCUCAAAAUCCAACAUAUUCAAGUUGGUCACGGUCUAGGUCUUACCGCGUCAGACCGAAUUCGAACCGUGGCGAUUUGCGCCGGCUCGGGGGGCUCUAUGCUUCUUGGGAAGGACGCAGAUGUCUAUUUUACGGGGGAGAUGUCGCAUCACGAAGUACUGGCUGCUGUCGCAGCUGGAAAACACGUCGUUUUGUGUGGACAUACGAACACCGAACGCGGAUAUCUACCCGUCUUGGCUGGGAAGCUUCGGAAAGAGCUGGAAUCAGAGGAGAGUGUGGAGGUGUUGGUGAGCAAGGCUGACAAGCAUCCACUUGACAUCGUGUAG